Xiphophorus hellerii (green swordtail) is the source of this 9213-nucleotide messenger RNA. RefSeq names its product arkadia (RNF111) C-terminal like ring finger ubiquitin ligase 2Cb (gene ark2cb). The transcript is spliced from 9 exons. The record is from RefSeq and is a predicted model, not a curated record. Lineage: Eukaryota; Metazoa; Chordata; Actinopteri; Cyprinodontiformes; Poeciliidae. Gene Ontology annotation, cellular component: nucleus. Bases 2399 to 3316 code for a protein of 305 amino acids. Gene Ontology annotation, molecular function: ubiquitin protein ligase activity; zinc ion binding.
CAGCUACAGCAUGCAGCGCUGCAACAUCGCCCUCUUUUGCUCCGGACUAAAAAUGACAUGUCUGCUUUUGUCAGCGACAACCAGACCAGUCAGACAGUCGUUGGUUCGCCUGUAGUAUUUGCAAGCAACAACCAACCGCCUGAAUGUAGAUCCGCAUGGGCUGCUACUACUGCUCCAUCUCUCUUAAAAAACCCGGCGGAAUCAUAAGAUACGGAUCCCAGGAUGGUGUUAGUGCAUGUAGGAUAUCUGGUUCUUCCCGUAUUCGGCUCAGUAAGAAACAGAGUAUGGAGGCUGGCUCUACAUUCUGCAUUUAUCAGAUCUUUGUCGUCCCCCCCAUUGUGUAGCUAAUGAUCAUCUGCUGCUGUGUGGUGUGGCGUGGCCUCUGCCUGUUCUCUGCAUUUAGCUGUAUUGUGAAUCCCUUCUUCAUUUCCUCUUUCCAUCAGAAGACGACAUUGGUAUUAAAAGCACCCCUUCCCGAGAUGUAUUCAGCUAUAGACUGUUUCAUGUUAAGCAGACUAAAACUAUAGCUAACACCUAGAACACAGCACCUUGUUUUGUCUUUUUUUCUGUCAAAUUGCUGUAGCACUGAGUAAACAUUAUAGCUCCUUUCUAGAUAUCAGUUGAAUGUCAUUGUGUACCUCCCAUCCAGUCUUGUUAGACAACAUGCUGUAAAUUCCUGUAAAGUGGAUACAUUUUGCAUGAUCUCAAAGUACUGCACUUGCAUCGUUGAACACCAGAAUUUGGCUCAUCCUCCUUCUUUUCACACAAGGUGCAAUGUACAUUAUCAAACCAACCUGCGAUUGACAAAGCAGAUAUGCAAAUUGGAACCAUGUGCAUGCAAUUUCCUCCUGCCAUGUGACUGAAGGUACACUGCACCUGCACACAGCAACCUACCAUAACUGUCUCCAUUUUUUGUGUAAUCUUUUUGUUCCCUUUCGCAAAAUUUCAAGCUUUGAAUCACACUGAAUCGUCAGGGCCCUUUGUGGGCAUGUUAAAUUUUUCAAUAUGAAGUUGGAAAACAUGCUUACUGGUGGUUCAUCACUUUCAAAUUUACCCCACUAACAUAAAACCAAAAUGCUAUCCAUUUCACAGGGAUGCCUAUUUUUUCCUGCACUGCUAAAGAGAUCCUCUUAUUAUUAAUAACGUCUUUAUUGUUUGGUUGUGGUCUCUCUUUACCUUUUGUUCUGGUAAUAGUACUUUCAGUGCAUGGUCACAUUUAUGAUUCAUAAUUAUUUUUGUUUAUGUUUUUUCUACAUUGACUAGUGAAAAUCCAAUGUAAUCUUUCUGUAGUAAAGAUGUACCCUUGCUGUACUGAAAUCAUGUGCUGUAGCCAACACGUCUGCUCAUUGGAUGCUGCUUUUGUUCUUUUUUUAACCCUAUAUGGAGCAUGGUGGGCCUUGCCUUCAAUCUAUGUUGUUUAGUUUUGUUGCAUGGUUUUAUACUAUUACAAACAAACAAGGAAAAAAAAUACACAAAUUCCACAUAUACUAAUAUUUUUCAAUAAAGAAUAUAGUGUUUAUCCUAACCUUCAGUGUGCUUCUUGCUGAUUUCCAUUUAUUCCCCCCAUCCCCCCUUUUGCCUUGUCCCUACCUGCCCCUCUCCCUUCCACCCCAUCCCCUCCACCCCCCUCAACCACCUCCUCUCCUGCUAUGACAAAGAUAGAUGAUUUCCACGCUUCCUCCAUCACAGGGCCUGAAUGAGUCUAUCUGCUGUCAUUCAUGGUGAUCGUUUUCACUGAGCUGCUUGAAAACGCAGUGUGCUGUUUGCAGUCUAGACUCGACCCGAGGCGGCAAGUUCAACCUCUUGUCUGCCUGGCUGUACUGACAAACUACCAAGCUGAAACAAAGAUGUCUUUAUUCUUUUUUUUUUUUUUUUUUCGGAGGGACACGUCGCUUUUUAAGCCGACUGCCAGCAAAUGCAAUGUAGACUUUGUCUAGUAAUGUUUCCAAAACACUUGUCAAGGAAAAGAUUGGUGUGAUUCUAUGUGCUAACUUUCACUUUUGUUAAAAUCAAGACAUAGUACGUUAAAUCUGCUCCCCACUGGGUGAACAAGAAUAAUAUAAAUGAAAUUAUCCUUAUAGCUGCGAAUCGUCUGUACUUAUGAAUCAAAAAGUCUUUACUUUAGGCAGAGAAUUAAAACCUUUUUGUGCCUGAGUAUAACCCAGCCUGCAAUUUUCCUCCCUUAUUUUCCAGACAGCAGUCUGUUCCCUGUAUCUGCCAAAUAGCUGUGGUGGGAGAGCUGGAAAAAGGCAUUCAAACUAUUUCCUCUUAACUGCUGAAUGGAAAAACAAUGUAGUCAUAGUGAUCCCAUUUUAACCGGCAGCAGCAGCAACAGCAGCAGCACAGCCAUGCUACCUCUUGCCGGCACUUCCAGUUAGGUCCUCAGGCCCCUCUGCCCAUGGACUUCCCAAUGCCCCAUCCAGGGCAACCGCAGUCAGGCAUGAAUCCCCACCUGGCCCCUCCUGGCCACCAGCACGGUCCUCCGCUCCACCCACCUCUCAACCCACUGCCCGCUCCGCAAUUCCAGGACAUCCCCGGCCCGCCCUUCCUACCUCAGGCAUUACACCAGCAAUACCUCCUCCAGCAGCAGAUCCUCGAGGCUCAGCACCGACACAUUCUGCCGCCAUCCAGUAGACGCACCCCAGAGAGAGUCCCUCACCAGCCACACAGACUGCGACCAGGCUAUGAGUUUGGUCCUCCUCUUCAUGUCCCUCCUCAGCCAGUGGUGCAGCAGCCUCGCUACCUGGCUGAGGGGACCGACUGGGAUCUCAGUGUGGAUGCCGGGCUGCCCCCUCACCAGUACCACAUCCACCCGCUGCCGCAGCACUAUCAGCACUACUUGACCUCCCCCAGGAUGCACCACUUCCCCAGAAACAAUGCCUCAACACAAGUGGUCGUCCAUGAGAUCAGAAACUACCCGUAUCCCCAGUUGCACUUGCUGGCUCUGCAGAGUCUCAACCCUUCCCGGCACGCCUCUGCCGUCAGAGAGAGCUAUGAGGAGCUUCUGCAGCUGGAGGACAGACUGGGCAGCGUGAAUCGUGGAGCCGUCCAAACCACCAUCGAGAGAUUCACUUUCCCCCACAAGUACAAAAAGAGAAUACCGCAGGACCUGAAGAUGUGUCUGGAUGACGAGGAGCUGGACACAGAUGAGAAAUGCACCAUUUGUCUGUCGAUGCUGGAAGAUGGAGAGGAUGUAAGGAGAUUACCCUGCAUGCACCUUUUCCACCAGGCCUGUGUGGACCAGUGGCUGGCCACCAGCAGGAAAUGCCCCAUCUGCAGAGUGGACAUCGAGACCCAGCUGACUCCUGACAGUUGAUGGCUCCUCUUGACUCCUGCAGCUUUAGAUGUGGUCUUGUUAUUUCUCCAUCGUCUCCCCCAGUUGGUCCUUGGGGAAGUCCUGCCAAACACCCCUCUUUCCCUCUGCAUCACUCAAAGAGCCUGCCUUCUGAGACAGCCGUGACAGAGGGAUCAACAAAGCACACUCAACGUACAACACAACGAGAGACGGGGCGGUUGAUGCACAGAUAGGUGGCUGGACUGAAGGUCAGUUUAAAAAGGACUUUGCUGGAUGUAAAGGUUAGGAGCAGAGACACGUAUGGACAGAUGUGCUGAGGCUUCACACAACUCUGUCAGAUCGUGUACUCCCACUUACAUUUCUCCAUACAGCUGCCAAGAGAGAGGACGCUCUUGACUGCCAACCUUCCGAGCUCAGUGUGGUGUUUUAGGGCCGUUUCUCUGCCAGUAUAGCCAAGCCCUCUCUGCCCUCUCCCUCCUAGGCCUGUGAAAAGUCCUUUAAGCCGUACUCUGCCCAAGCCCUCACUCAGCACAUCUGUACAGAACAUUGUCAAAUGAUUAGCAUGAGGUUGUUAGGUGUGAACUCUUGUAGCUGAACGCUUGUGGUGUAAUGGAGUAUAGUACUGAAUAAGUAUUUACAGAGUAACAGUGUUGUGUAGCAAGCAAAAAGCCUUUUGGAGAAAUAUGUCUGUUAAAAAAAAUCCCACAGAGAGGAUCUAUUGAGUAUUCAGCAACGAGAGAAAGAGCUAAUUAAAAGAAAAACAAACAAAAAAGGCCAAAAAUCCCUCUUUCUUGUCUAACAUGGUUUUGGAUUUACAGUUAGUAGACACCAUCAGAGUUGAUGCUGAACCCGCUAACUGCAGGCAUGGCUUUCAGUGAUGUGCGUAGUGUCGUAGCGGGGCCUCUGCAACCUAGAGCAGAGGCCUCGGAUGUGCAUGCUGUAUGGCAGGCUUGGGCUGUGUCGUUAAUAUUGUGGAGCAAGUAGAAACAGGAACUGUGUCUGUGCAUGUGAACCGUAUAUUAUGAUCAUUCAUAGAGGAGGACAAGAAUGCACCCAGUAGCCCCUCACCCAUCCCUCACCCUGCUGCUCACCCUGAGUAGACCACGCUUGCCUUUAGACGCCGAUCUCACACCAGUGUGGCAUUUCUCUCCUAAUCACCAUGUUUAGGAUUCAAAGAUCUGCGGGUGGAUCUGGGUCUAAUGGCAAAUCCCUCCAUAGCCUCCCUCGUGACAAGGCAUGGGCCGGUAUGAGAUUCUCCCGGUUUGAUAAAAGCAAGGAAAAAUGCCACGGUUUCUGGGUUUAAAAAAAAAAAAAAAAAAGUAGCUACAGCAUAAUCUAAUUGUUUUUAUUUCAUGAGCAUAAAUGCAAUUACUAUUUCCACUGCUGCUAAGAUAUAACCUCAUACUCCUAUAGAAUUAUUGCAAUAACUAAUAAUAAUGUUUAUGAAAUGUUGCUAUUGUGAUGCACAUAUGUAGACACAGACAGUAGGCACACACUCGUGUGUGAACGUUUACUGUCUUUAAAAUCAGUGUCAGCUAUUUGCACAAAAUUUUAAUCAGUAUCAGCUGUAUAUAAGUUAUGAUUAUGGUCUGAAUCCUGAAACAGUCAAAAAUGUUCAGAUGAAAUUUAAAGUCAGCCAAUAAUAAAGAUAAGUGACGGCAUAACUAAACAGUACAGGUGUGAUGAUACAAUCAGCGACAUUUGGUUCACCAGAAUGAGAGCAAUUUUACCAAUAUUUUCAGUUCUCACUAGUCAUAAAGUGUUUAAAAUAAUUUAAAAUCAGUGUAAUAUAUUACACUCCUUUUGACUAGUCCAUAUAUUGCUGUUUCUGGCAGAGUUAGGAAGCUGUAAAGCAGAUGUAAUGUUAGCAGCUAACGGUUAGCCAGUCGCUAGUUAGCUAGUGGUAUUACUUACUGCUUACAUAUUGUUUGUAUCUCACAUCAGUUUCUUUUCUUUUUUGUUGUUGUUAUUUUUACCAAGUAUCCAAAAUACAGAUUAAAUCAGGGAAUCAUAAGAUGAGAUGACAAUUUUUUUUUUGAAAACUAAGUAAACAAUCCCAAAUCACAAACUUUGGUUUAGAGAAUCUGAAUUCAUUGACUCGCCCAUUUAUUUAGAUUUUUAUGCUGUUUAUGAUGUGGAAAAAAAUUAUGCAUAUACAUAUAUAUAAAAUGUAUGUGUAUAUACACAGACAUACAUUUAUAUAUUUAAAUUAAAACAGGUCAAUUAACCCUUUUAAAGCACAUUGGUGCUAAAGUGCAUAAAGAAAGACUAAGUUACUGAACUCCAAUAAAAACUAACCUUUGAUGCUUGCAAAUCCCAAGAAAUAAUAGAAUGACUUGGCAUGCUACAUUUGGAAGUAUUUCCUCACUUCUUCCACGGUAGGAUCAAUAAAUGUGUGCGUUUGCUCAGUGAGACUGAACCAUUUACCAGAACAAUUGCACUAAUUAAUGUAAAUGGUGUAGCACAGCUGCUUAUCUAUUGAGAAAUAGUUGUUUAUGAGGAAAUGUAAUUUCUUUUUAAAGUCAGUUUCAUUAUUGUUCCAAUAAAUAUAACAAAAUAAAGUUUUAAGCCCAUAUUCCAACACAGUUGGUUUGGUUGAUUUUUCCAAUGGACAUGCUAAUUCUUGUGUAGAGUUUCACCACUCAGGGUAUUUGUGGCGGGUUUAGCUUUGACCUGGUAAAACAGAUUUAAUUUCUAUUUGAAAAAUGUGAAAUAAAAGGAACAAGAAAGCUGCUUAAAACAUUCUUACCACCUGUGAGCAAUUCUACAUGAUCUGUGUUAGGAUUAGGGGUGUUGUCACACAGUGUGUGACAGAAAACACAGUUUUGCUCAUAAGUUAAAACAAAAAUUUCAUUAUUGCAUUAUUAAAUCUGAAUUAUUGCAUUUUAAAUUGGUUCUAGUAAUAUUAGCAAUUAGCAUGUUUAGUGUGGUUUACUGUACUAAAAAGCAGUCUGUGCGUGUAUUCCCUAUUAUAUGGAUCCUUAAUUUGUCUUUUUACUUUGCCAGAAUAUCCAGCAACAACAGAGCAACUUUCCUAUACUCUGUUUACCCCUCCUGUGAUCUGCUUAAAGUCUUGCUCUCUCUCGCUCUCUCACAGCCUGAAUGAACCAAGCCUCAAAAUGUCAGAGAAAAUACAGUAUCUUUACAAUCUGAUUGCAUAGAUACUGUAGUACAAGACAAUCGCUUUUUUUAAUCACUGCUUCCUUGAUAUAAUUUUACUGAAGUACACCUCUCUGAUUAUUGAAAGUAGAUAACUUUCUGACUUAGAAGUUACACCAAGUAAGGUUGUUUUGUCAUGUCUGGGGUUUUCAAAAUUUGGCAAAAUUAAGAUUUUUAGGUUUUUAGCUAAAAAUAAUCAAAUUAUGAUCAACAGCUGGUUUCUUGAUGCAUCUCUACACUUGUUUGCUGCUCCGUUCAUAGACAAGCACUACUUUUCUUAACACUAGGAAAUGUUUCAGAGAAUUCCUACUCUAUGCUCAAACAUCACCAUCACUGGCAUUCUCAGUGAAAUGGGUUCAAUCCUCAGGUAUGGUACGAUGGAAAAUGUUAAUGGCAUUGAAACCGUGACUUUUCAAAAACCGUGCUAUACCGUAAAACCAGAAACCGUCCCAUGCCUGCUCAUGUCUUGACGGCACUCACACGAGGCUGAUGAUGCAGUGCCUGAGUCUCGCCAUUCGAGUGACAUUUCUAUUUCUUAUUACCAGAACCUUAUUGCCUAUCAGACAAGCACAUGUGAUUACUAUAUAGAAGUAAAUUGCCUCUGUCGUGUAUCAGCUCCUUGCAUUUCAAUCGUAGUUGCUCUGUCUGUUUGAAAACUUAUAAAGACAAGACUGUGUGGUGGUGUUACAGGGAAUAUCCGAACUAGUCUGCCUGUGAAAUGUGCUAGAAUGUGUACGAUUGUCCCCCACCCACUCUCCCUCAUGGUGCUUGUGUAUGGUAUUGCUAGAACUGUGAUAUGUUCAGUGAUAGAAGCCGUUUCUCUGUAUCAUGCAUGAACCAUGUUGGCAUACUUCACUUGAAGGAGGGUGAAAGGGAGAAAAAAGCCAUCCAUUUGAAAAAUACCAAACAACUGUUCUUAGCAUUAAUUUUAUUUUAAUUGUCUUUUUCUUCCAUUUCUUUUUUCGUUUAAUUGUAUGUUUUAUUUGUUUUUUUUUCUUUGCUCACCUGCCAAUUGGGACAUGGUACUAAUACGCCAAAACCUUGUCCAUUUUAACCAUCGUGAAAAAGAAGCUGCAAUGCUGCAAAAAACAUAUUUAUUGUCGUUCUAAUGUAGCUUGUGUUUUGUAAAUGCACUAUAAUAUGGCGUUGCCUGAUAUUUUGGUUUGGUGGUGUGGGUACUUCUCGUCCGAGGUUUUGUGUUUUCUUUCAGUUCCAAGUAUUUUCAUGCUUCCUUGUGUACUAUUGGAAGGUAACUUGACUGUUUGUGUUGCAUUUUUAUUUUAUUUUAUUUACAUAUGUAACCUCCAUCCCAAAAAAAAAAAAGAAAUUACAAAUACAUGAAAAUGGAGGUUUUGCUAGUCCACAUAGAAUGCUGUGAUUAAAGAUGCCUUAAGUAUUUAACAAUCAUUAUUUAUUACUAACUGUAGCUAGCUAGCUAUUGUGGUGGAAUAUUUAAUGUCUCUGUCUCAUAACUUUGCAAUUUAAUCAAUAUAUUUAUUUAAAAUAACACAAAAUAUAAAAAAAAUUACCUCAUUAUGCAUUGGUUGGUGGGGAUGCUUGUGCAUGCCGUCUGUGUUUUGUUUUUCAAAGGAGAAAAAUUAGAAAAGGUGACUGAGGGACUAACCAGCAUGGUGCUGUUGAUCUAGAUUACAUUCCAUUUAUGUCAUUUAUUGAUUUAAUCGCUGAAUGUUUAAACUUUCUAUUUAUUUUAAUAUCACUCCUGCUUCCAUCUACCACAGAUGUCAGGGUGCAACCCUGUUUGUCUUAUAGCUUGCUUUUGUUUUGCUCAUAAUAAGCCGUGAUAUUUUAUUAGAUCCUUUAAUGAUCAUAUCCCUCAUAUCAACAUGUCGCUUUAGUAAUCAUAAUUUAGAAACCACAUCAGUUGAAUUAUCUGUUGCUACAUAUUGCUAGGAGUUGCUUCGUGUGGGAUUUAUGGGACUUCUCUUACAUGCUACCUUGAGCCAUUGAUCUUUUGAGCAAACUUCUGGUGUUACUGUGGUUUUACAAUAUAGAUGUUUCACACCUUGGUAUGAUAAGCUAACUGCGUUUUUCGGUGUGCAUUUCUUAUUAAUACUCUACUAAUCCUGCAAAUUAUUCUAACAUGUAUUGGAUUGGAAUGAAGCUGACUGGUCUUACUAUAAUUUCAUUUCGUGCUCUCACUGGCCUUACCCUGUGCCCUCCACUGCGUACCCCGGUAACUCCAGGCUGAACUGGACAGUAGCCAUAGUAUUAACUCAAGCUGAUGAACCGGAAUGAACAGUAGAACUCAAAGCACAAGCUUUUUAAUGCAUGUCCUUCUCAGGUUUUCCUAUGUGUAUGUGGGAGUAGCUCUGUAGACGUGUUUAAUAUGAUGCUGUACCUUCUUGAAUAUUUCAGAUGUUUCUUUGCUGCUGAGAAAAAUGUUGAUUUUUAACCUGCCAGUGAAAAAGGGAAGUGGCCAUCUUUGUACAACACACUGCUGUUUUGCUGUAACCGCGCAAUGUUUUAUGAUCUUGAGUAUUUUAUAGAAAUGUAGAAGUAUGUAUCAAUAAUAUGAAAGCAAUAGCUAAAUCUUAAUGAAGAAUAACAUGAUCAGUGAAUAUUGUGGAAAAUCUUUAGAUUCACUCUGGGUGGAUUUUGUACUGUAUUUAUUACUAAUGAUGAUGCAAAAAGUUGCAUAGCUUAACCCAAACUGUUCUGUCUCUUUUUUAUUUAUUGUCUUGUAUAUGAUCUUUUUGUAUGUGUUUUUCAAAUAAACUGCCUAAAAUGCUGACAACUAA